UCUGUUAUUUUGACCUUUCAUUGAGGAAGCGGUAACAUAAUAGAUUUGAAAUCUUUCGCGUUGUAUUCUCUCGCCUACAGAAGAUUAACAAUAAUAGACUGGCACUUAUAUAAUACAAAAAACAAAUAUAAUAAACAGUAGAAAGCGUAUUGUGCAUGUGGGAGUGGUUUCUUCAGACUCCUUUUCCAGACUUUCCUUCCUCCUCCCACUGUUGCUGUGGAAACUGAGAGACGGCUGUUAAUGUGAGUUGAUUCGUCCUUUCACUCCACAGUAUCGAAGAUCUAACGAGAGAAGGCUACUUGUCAAUUUGGAAGAAAAACUUUCUCCUCGUGAUGGGAUUGUCUCUAAGCAGCGUAACCGCAGAGAUGAGGAAUGUAACUACAGUUUAGAAACUGACCAGAGUCAAACAACUCGGACCUACAUCAAAUCUGCCAGUGAAACUUGCAAGACGAAAAUGGCUGGUAACUCAAAUUAUAAGAAUAUAAGGAAGGAUAAAGGCGAGAAUGAACCGGCAGUGGCAAGCUCCGAAAUAAAACACGACGAGACGAUAGCACCACACGAGGAGAGCCGUAGAACCUAUGACGAAACGUUCCCUCCUCUUCUACCCCCACCUCCUCCUCCUAUCUCAGCCUACGUCAUUGCGGUUAAGAAGGAUAAUCCUCUAUCAAAGGAAGGAAGUGCCGAAGGUAAAACUAACAAGAUAGACAAUCACCCAGAACCAUGUUACCAGACUGGUGCUUUAUAUAGCAACACUAGCCAGUCUGCAGUUCAAGAAAAACAGUGUUUUCCUGCUGAUGGCUACUCCAUAUCAGAAGAUAGCAGAUCAGACCGUCAGUUUUUAAACCUCGAAACUAUGGAAAGAACUACCUGUCGUCCAUCCUCUGAAGCUGGACGAUCCUACGAUGAAACGACUAUUCAAGCAUCUGUUCGCCAGUUUAAAGCCAUAUCAGACUUAGUAGAUAUGUCUUCACUACGUGUUCAGAGUGAGGUUGUUACUAACACGGAUCCAGAGAAAGAUGGAACGGAAGCAAGUUAUUUGACAACAUUGUUGCACAAUGACGACGUGUUUAAAUGUGAUGAUCAGGAAUUAGGCACUACAAUUCCUCCCAUUGUCCUCCCUAAGGCUCAGACAAAGAUGAAUAGGAAGAAUGUUGUUUCAAGUAUUAUUCCACCAGCCGUAAACGAACAGCACAGAUCUUACUUCGAUUACCGACUAACGAUACCUUCAGGAAACCAAGUGAAGUAAACUCCGAAAAGUACAAAUACAAACAAUCCAGGCAAAAUGCUAUAACACAUAACUCGUAACACAUUUUUAGUACUUACAUGUACAGUAAGCCAAGGCUUAGGCUUAAGGAAGGAAGUUUAAGGUUUCGAGAGAGAGCCAGAACUGAUCGUCAGAAAAAUUCUUCGGAUGAAAUGUUGAGUUAGGACUUGUUAAUGUGUUUCAGACAUUUAGAUGUAUGGUAUGAUCAAGAUUUGGUUUGCUCUUACUUAAACAAUCGUAGGAAAUCUAACAAAGUAUCAUAGCAUCACCGUAUCUUACAGACGAGUAGCAUCAGUGAAGUAAGUUUUCUAACUUCAGGUUCAAGGGCAAUUAGAAGAAUGUAAAAGGCUGUUUAAUUUUAUAUUUUAUAUUUCUG
Messenger RNA from Limulus polyphemus (Atlantic horseshoe crab), 1640 nucleotides. RefSeq lists its product as uncharacterized. The transcript is spliced from 7 exons. Bases 455 to 1246 code for a protein of 263 amino acids. The record is from RefSeq and is a predicted model, not a curated record. NCBI's taxonomy places the organism in Eukaryota, Metazoa, Arthropoda, Merostomata, Xiphosura, Limulidae.